Phytophthora infestans T30-4 is the source of this 741-nucleotide messenger RNA. RefSeq names its product protein kinase. The transcript has 6 exons. Lineage: Eukaryota; Oomycota; Peronosporomycetes; Peronosporales; Peronosporaceae. The coding region runs from base 1 to 741 and encodes 246 amino acids. Gene Ontology annotation, molecular function: GDP-D-glucose phosphorylase activity. The record is from RefSeq and is a predicted model, not a curated record. Gene Ontology annotation, biological process: glucose metabolic process. Gene Ontology annotation, cellular component: cytoplasm.
AUGUCAUCGACGACGAGCACGAGUGAGCUGUUCCUGUAUCGAUGGGACCUCGCAGAGUCUGCCGGCGUUAUUCGUACAAACGUGAGCGACACAAUCCGUCGUACGAUCCCUGGCGACUUGGGACUCGUCAUUCAGUUUAAUCCAAGCCACAUCAAGGUCCGAGGCCACUUGCUGUUUGUGCUCGAGCUGAGUCGUGUAAAGUCGCAGCAAAUGACCAAAGAAUUCUUGUUGUACGCUCUUAGUAUAUCACAUACACUGCACCGUGAGGACUUCGCUCUGGAGCCCGAAGACGCUGUUAAGGACGCUGUUCAUGUCGUACACAUCGCUUGGGCGCUGCUGGAACUUCUUCAGGCUCGAGGAAUCCCACACAACCUCCUCGUUGUCGGCACCGUGCUCUUUGUUUUCCCUCGCCAGCCGCAAUGUGAGAAUGGAGUUGGAAUGUUAUUCUCCGACAAGUCACUCGAUGACUCAGCCAUGGUUUACGCCGGUCGACUGCGUGUCGCCGUAGCCGAGCUCUCCGGUCUCAUUGUUGCUGGAGACAGCGUCGCGUAUGAAAACCUCACCGAGGAGAUGUUCAACUCGAUCCUGCGACGUGAAGUCUCCCUCUCAGCAAUCGCCAAAGCUGGCCCGCGUAAGGAGGUUAUUUUCAUCAAACACUUCGAUAUACAUCGGGAUGUCAGCGAGGGCGGAUUUGGCAAAGUUAAUGCUGUCAUUCGCAAGAAGGCAAGCCCCGUCAAGUGA